CGAUCGUAAUACUGACAGGAGGGACGACCUGCAUCUGCGCAGAAGGCUGUGGGGGGGGGUGGGGGGGAGGAACAUGGCGCAAGCUCUGUCUGAGGAGGAGUUUCAGCGGAUGCAGGCUCAGCUCCUGGAACUCCGGACAAAUAAUUACCAGCUUUCAGAUGAAUUACGCAAGAAUGGCGUUGAGCUCACCAGUCUUCGACAGAAGGUCGCAUACCUGGAUAAGGAGUUCAACAAAGCUCAGAAGGCACUGAGCAAGAGCAAGAAAGCUCAGGAAGUCGAAGGGCUACUGAGUGAAAAUGAAAUGCUGCAGGCAAAGCUGCACAGCCAGGAGGAGGACUUUCGUUUGCAGAACAGCACGCUUAUGGCGGAGUUCAGCAAGCUCUGCAGCCAGAUGGAGCAGCUGGAACGGGAGAACCAGCAACUGAAGGAUGGGGCUGCCAGGGCAGGCACUGCCCAGGCUGUGGGUCUUGUGGAUGGCGAGCUGCUGAGACUGCAGGCGGAGAACACGGCCUUGCAGAAAAAUGUGGCAGCCCUGCAGGAACGCUAUGGGAAAGAGGCUGGGAGAGCCCAAGCUGCCAGUGAGGGCCAAGGGGACCCCCCAGGGGGCCCCGCCCCCACUGUCCCAGUCCCCAUGCCACUGGCAGAAGUGGAGUUGAAAUGGGAAAUGGAGAAGGAAGAAAAGAGAUUGCUCUGGGAGCAACUGCAAGGCUUGGAGAGCUCGAAGCAGGCAGAAACAUCCAGGCUGCAGGAGGAACUUGCUAAGCUCUCUGAGAAACUGAAAAAGAAACAAGAAAGUUUCUGCCGUCUGCAGACAGAAAAGGAGACACUAUUCAACGACAGCCGGAAUAAAAUUGAGGAGUUACAGCAGAGGAAGGAAGCAGAUCUCAAAGCCCAGUUGGCUCGCACCCAGAAGCUGCAGCAGGAACUCGAGGCUGCCAAUCAGAGCUUGGCAGAACUGAGAGAUCAGCGGCAGGGGGAGCGCCUGGAGCAUGCAGCAGCUCUGCGAGCCCUACAGGAUCAGGUGUCCAUCCAGAGUGCAGAUGCACAGGAACAAGUGGAAGGACUUUUGGCUGAGAACAGCGCCUUGAGGACCAGCCUAGCUGCCCUGGAGCAGAUCCAAACAGCAAAGACCCAAGAACUCAAUACACUCCGGGAUGAGAAUGCCGGUCUGGCAGCUGAUUUGCAGCAGCGGCAGACUGAGUACGAGGACCUCAUGGGACAGAAGGAUGACCUCAACUCCCAACUGCAGGAGUCACUGCGGGCCAAUAGUCGGCUCCUGGAGCAACUUCAAGAAAUCGGGCAGGAGAAGGAGCAAUUGACCCAUGAGCUGCAGGAGGCUCGGAAGAGUGCCGAAAAGCGGAAGGCCAUGCUGGACGAGCUGGCGAUGGAGACACUGCAGGAGAAGUCCCAGCAUAAGGAAGAGCUGGGCGCGGUCCGACUGAGGCAUGAGAAGGAGGUGCUGGGGGUGCGUGCGCGCUACGAGCGGGAGCUCCGAGAGCUGCAUGAAGACAAGAAGCGGCAGGAGGAGGAGCUCCGUGGGCAGAUCCGUGAGGAGAAGGCCCGAACUCGAGAACUGGAGAAUCUCCAGCAGACCGUGGAAGAACUUCAAGCUCAGGUACAUUCUAUGGAUGGAGCCAAGGGCUGGUUUGAACGACGCUUGAAGGAGGCCGAGGAAUCCCUGCAGCAGCAGCAGCAGGAGCAAGAGGAAACCCUCAAGCAGUGCCGGGAGCAGCAUGCUGGCGAGCUGAAGAGCAAGGAGGAGGAGCUGCAGGGGGUGCGGGAUCAGCUCCAGCAGGCCCAGGAGGAGAGGGACUGCCACCUGAAGACCAUCAGCAACCUGAAACAGGAGGUGAAGGACACGGUGGACGGGCAGCGGAUCCUGGAGAAGAAGGGCAGUGCUGCGCUCAAGGACCUCAAGCGGCAGCUGCACCUGGAGCGGAAAAGGGCUGAUAAGCUGCAGGAGCGGCUGCAGGACAUCCUUACCAACAGCAAGAGCCGCUCUGGCCUCGAGGAGCUGGUUCUCUCAGAGAUGAACUCGCCAAGCCGUACCCAGACUGGGGACAGCAGUAGCGUCUCCUCCUUUAGCUACCGGGAGAUUUUGCGGGAGAAGGAAAGCUCAACUGUUCCAGCCAGGUCCUUAUCCAGCAGCCCUCAGGCCCAGCCUCCACGGCCAGCCGAGUUGUCCGAUGAGGAAGUGGCUGAGCUCUUUCAGCGCCUGGCAGAGACGCAGCAGGAGAAAUGGAUGCUGGAGGAGAAGGUGAAGCACCUGGAGGUGAGCAGUGCCUCCAUGGCGGAGGACCUUUGUCGGAAGAGCGCCAUCAUUGAGACCUAUGUCAUGGAUAGCCGGAUCGAUGUGUCUGUGGCGGCAGGCCACACGGACCGCAGUGGGCUGGGCAGCGUCCUGAGAGACCUCGUGAAGCCAGGUGACGAGAACCUUCGGGAAAUGAACAAGAAGCUCCAGAACAUGCUGGAGGAGCAGCUCACCAAGAACAUGCACUUGCACAAGGCGAGUGUGGCCUCCCCAUCUGUUUGCGUAGCUGCCUGCCUCCCAUGCCACACAGCUGGCCCCCGUCCCAUCCCCCUGUCCACCCCCCACUCCCACCCGGUCAUCUGCAGGUGCCCAGACCCCACCCCCCCCCACCCCAUUCACUGACCAUCCUCACCUCCCCACCCUCUAGUCAGUCGGCUUACCUACUCUUCCUUGCGCCUUUUACUCUCCCCUCUGUCCUUGCACCCACCUGCUCAUCUGUUCCUACACACUUCAUCCAGCUCGCCCCUCAACCCGCCCUACUUGCCCAUCUACUCACCUGCCCCGUGUCUUUCCUCCCAUUUCCUGACAUACUUCCUCUCUCUCACAUUUACUCAUCAGUCACCCCUUGUCUUAUCUUUUACCCACCUGCCUAGUGACCCGCCCGCCUACCUGUUGUCCUCCAUCCAUCCUCUGAACCGUCCCUUAGCCCACCCGUUUGCCUACCAUGGAUCACCCCAUACAUCUUCUUGCCCAUCCUGCCCCCCCAAAUAUUUCCCCCAUUUCUGAGGGAGUCAGAAAGGAUGCAGACCCAGCCCCUGCUCUGAGAAGGGAGCUCACCGUUUAGUAGAAAAGCCAGUGGCAAGGGAAAGGUGGUUUCCUCCGGCUGUACCACACCAGUGGGCGAUCUGUGAUUUGCUCCCAUAUCCGUAUCCCUGGGUCCCCCUCCCCGGGGAGGCUCCCUACCCCCGCCCCCGCCCACCACCACCCCUGACACACACAUCUUUUCCAAGCCCAGCCCACUGCUGGGGCUCUGAGUCUCUCCAAAUACCUUCCCGUGCCAGGCUAGACAUAGAAGGGCUUUGAUUAAUGAGGUGGGAAGGAGGACAUCCCAGGUUUGCUGAGGGAGCUUCCCCGGCUCUUUACCCUGGCCCCUGAUGGCUCUUUUGUUUCUUAGGACAUUGAAGUUCUCUCCCAGGAGAUUGUGCGGCUCAGCAAGGAGUGUGUGGGGUCCCCUGACCCAGACCUAGAACCAGGAGAAGCCAGCUAAAGACCUGCAGGCUACAGCUGCUCCCUCCCCUCCCCCCUCCCAGGACAACUUGCCCUUGGGCUCUGGUGGGAAAAUGGGGCCAAAAUCAAAUAGGUUGGGAGACUGCACAUUAAAGGGGCUGGAGGCCUGA
This is a messenger RNA of Mustela lutreola (European mink), 3648 nucleotides long. RefSeq names its product GRIP1 associated protein 1 (gene GRIPAP1). Gene Ontology annotation, cellular component: extrinsic component of postsynaptic early endosome membrane; postsynaptic recycling endosome; glutamatergic synapse. Gene Ontology annotation, biological process: regulation of neurotransmitter receptor transport, endosome to postsynaptic membrane; regulation of recycling endosome localization within postsynapse; regulation of modification of synaptic structure. The record is from RefSeq and is a predicted model, not a curated record. The transcript has 25 exons. NCBI's taxonomy places the organism in Eukaryota, Metazoa, Chordata, Mammalia, Carnivora, Mustelidae. Bases 74 to 2653 code for a protein of 859 amino acids.